Messenger RNA from Ipomoea triloba (trilobed morning glory), 3015 nucleotides. Its product is annotated as probable protein phosphatase 2C 62. The coding region runs from base 90 to 2723 and encodes 877 amino acids. The record is from RefSeq and is a predicted model, not a curated record. NCBI's taxonomy places the organism in Eukaryota, Viridiplantae, Streptophyta, Magnoliopsida, Solanales, Convolvulaceae. The transcript has 9 exons.
AUCCACAAACCCAACAUGAAGAUUUGUCUCGGGAGUAUCAAUGCUUUUUGAAGAACAAUAUCAGCUGUGUAAGCAGACCACUACACCCGAUGGCUGAUCUUCUUUCCAAUUCCAUACCCAACUUCCCACUCUUUAAACCCGCCCAUACUCCUCCCAAGCUCUUUCACCCAUUUUCACCUCUUUCAAGAACCUCCACAGCUGGAAGAUGGAGCAGAAGAAGAAGAAGAAAGCCGCCUCAAAUCAUAUUCUUUUGCAAACCCAGUUCCCAAGAUCUUGCUGUCAUUUCAACCCACGAACAUGCUGAUGGUAGUCUGAUAUUCCGGUUUGGGGAUCCAAGUGAGCUUGCAAAAGAGGAGGAGUUGGUGGCAUCCAAGCCUGAGAAGGUGGGGAGUGAAGAUGUGGAGGAAUUUAGUGUGGUGAAAGUGUUGGAUGGAGAUUGUGAGAGAGAAGUGAUUGUUAAGAAUGUGGAGAGAAAAAAAGUUAGGGCUGAUGCCACUGUUACUAAGAUUUCUGAUUCAGUAGCAAGUAGGAGUGAAGGCAGCAGUCUUUUGGAACGAGGCAUAGAAUCAGAUGAUGAUUGUUUUGGAUCUUCGGUUCACCAGACAGGAUUGCUUGACUGUUCUGCGUCCGAGGUCAGUACAAAGAAUGAUGUACCUCUUGAUGAGAUUGGACUAGAGAAGGAUGGGGGCCGAGUUACAAUCGAAUUGACAGAUACUGUGGAAGUUCGGGCAGAACAAAGUGAUAGAGAAUUGAGUGAGAAAUCUGCCUCUGAGGUUUGUACAACGAGUGUCGUGGCUCUUGAGGAGAAGGAUUGGGGCGAAGCUUCAAUUCCAUUGACAGAUAAUGUGGAAGUUCAGGUGGAAGAAUUUGAUACAGGAUCGAGUGGGGAAUCUGCCUCUGAGGUUAGUACAGAGAAUGUUGUACCUCUAGAGAAGGAUGGGGGCAAAGAAUCAGUUCCAUUGAUAGAUAAUGUGGAAGUACAGGCAGAACAAGGUGAUAAAGAAUCGAAUGUGAAAUCUGCUCCUGAGCUCAGUACCGAGAAUGUUGUACCUCUCGAGGAGAUUGUAGUAGAGAAGAGUGAUGGUGAAGCUUUAAUUUCAUUGACAGAUAAUGGCAGUACUUCUGUGGAAGUUCCAACAGACCAAGGUAAUAGAGAAUCAAGCGAGAUAUCUGCCUCUCUAUUCAGUACAGAGAAAAUUGUUACUCAGGAGGAGAUCGUAAUAGAAAAGGAUGAGAGUGAAGUUUCAGUUCCACUAACAGAUUAUUACAGUGCUUCUUUGGAAGUUCAGGCAGAACAAGGUGAUAGGGAAUCAAGCGAGAAGUUAUUAGAAGAUUCAGUCGCAGAAUUGCAGGAUUCUUCUGGCUCUGAGGUCACCAAGGAAAAUGCUAUACCUGUGGAUGGGAAAUUUUCAGAAGAGCAUGAGGCUGAAAGCUCGGUUUCAUUGAGAGAUAAUGAUGGCACUUCUGCACAAGUUCAAGCAGCAGAAAGUGGUGGUGAAUCCGCGAUACAAUCAAUAUCUUCUGAUGUUGAUUCUUCAAUGAAUGUAACUGUCAAUUAUGUCGAUCAGGAAAGUAGUGAGGAUGAUGACAGCUUUAAACAUUUCAGUACUGAUACUGUGGAGCAGAGUUCCUUAAAGGACAGUAUUGAGGACAGUGGUGAAAAUCAGGUCAUCCAUUUGUCUAAAGAGGCUGAAGAUAGCCAGGAAGAUGAGGUGGUUGAACUAAUUCCCACGUCCCCUCCUACAGAGGCUGAACCAAUUCUUGAUGAAGAAGUAAGUCAGAUACAAGAACUUCACGAUCCAGACAAAACUGAGAUACCAUUGUUGCUCAACAACAACUCACCAAACUUAUUACUGCAAGUGGCCGAACAGACUGAAGAUGUAGAAAGCAGCGUGCCUACAGAAGCAUCAGGUUGUGGAAUGGUCGAGGUGGAAUCUACUGUAGCCUCUAUAACCAGUAAGGGCAUUCAAACAGCACAACUUGUGCUAUCUUCUGGUGCUGCUUUAUUGCCACAUCCCUCUAAGGCAUUGACAGGUGGAGAGGAUGCAUAUUUUGUGACUAAUCAGAACUGGCUAGGCAUAGCUGAUGGAGUUGUUCAGUGGUCUCUCGAAGGAAUUUAUCCGGGAUUAUAUUCCAGAGAACUCAUGGAGAAUUGCGAAAAGGUUAUAUUGCAGUCUGGCAGUGAUUCGGGAACUGAUCCUAAGAUAGUUCUUAAACUGAGCGUGGCAAAAGUAGAGUCUCCUGGAUCCUCGACAGCUUUGAUUGCACACUUUGAUGGUCAGGCUUUCCAUGUGGCUAAUAUCGGAGACUCUGGGUUUCUGAUCAUAAGGAACAGUGUCAUAUAUAAAAAGUCAUCUCCAAUGCUCCAUGAGUUCAAUUUCCCUAUGCAAAUCGGAAGCGGUGAUGAUCCCUCUCAAAUUGUGGAGGAAUACAGAAUUGAGUUAGAUGAGGGGGACAUCGUGGUCACCGGAACUGAUGGUCUUUUUGACAAUUUGUAUGCACAAGAAAUAGCAUCAAUUAUCACGAAAUCGUUGGAAGCUAACGAAACACCUAAGGAAAUUGCUGAGAUCUUGGCUACAAGGGCACAGGAAGUUGGUGGCGCCGCAUCGGGAAGAACCCCAUUUUCUGAUGCAGCCCAAGCAGCUGGAUAUGUGGGGCAAACUGGAGGAAAGCUUGAUGAUGUAGCUGUUAUUGUGUCACUGGUUCAAAAUCCCACUCACUGAGUGGCAGACAGACAGGGUAUAGUAUCAACUGCUUUAUGUUGUGGCAACAUUAUUCUGGUUCCUUAACCAUCAUUAUUCAAAGAAAAACAUGUUUUCCUCUUCAUCUUCCUGUUAUCUUAACUUGGGCAAUCCAUGUUGGAUGGCCUAGUUCUUUUGCAGUUGACCAUUUUAUUAAUCAAAAGCUUAUGGAGAAAAGCAGAGUGAUUAGUCUUAGAUAGCUGUGCUAAUCUUCAAUCAUUAACUUUCUGGAAAAAAGAGGUUUUGAUGUUUGAAUAAGUUGACUUUUCUUCAA